AUGGCCCCCGAUAACACCAGUAUAACCCCAGGCUCUCGCUCUCGCUCUGUGACGACGGCCAUGCCUGCCAUGCCUGCCAUGCUGGCGUCGUAUUCCCCUCUGUCGCGCCUCAGCGAGGUCCCGACGAGCCCUCUCCAGCUGAGUCCCGGCAGUCCGCCGCUCGGAUCAGCAGAAAAUGGCAUCACUAGCACGGCACAGGGGCCACUCCGACAUCCUAAACCGCUGACACCCUCAGACCUUCAUUUGGUGCUGGAGAAGGAGCAAGAAGCAAUGGUCAACCGACUGACUCGAGAGCUGUCUCUUCUGCGGCAACAAACAGCCUCGGUAGCAUCGACUACAUCCUCCGCCUCGACAUUGAACGAGCCAUCCAGCGCAGACGGAGUACAGUCCUCUCCGCCCCUCGCCAGGUCCUCCUCACACUCAAACAGGUCGCGCCGGCACCGAUCCUCAUCCAGCCUCGGGUCCAAUGCCCAAGCCGCACAGGGUGCCAUGGCCGCCAACGUCGCGGGCAUCGCUCCCUGGCGCGAGACUAAUCUCCAUUCUUCCUCCCGAAACCACUCUGACCUGCCCCGCCGAGCGCGCAGUCGCGAGCCAUCGCUCACAACAUCUCGGCGCCCAUCUGUCAGCUCACUUACUUCCUUCCCGCAAUACCAGCACAACAACGACCCUCACAUUCCUUAUUACGGGAAUAGUCCUUCAAUCUACCCGUAUCGCAACUCGAUCUCGCAGCCGCAGUCCGGUGCUCCCGCCUCGAAUCCCAUGGCACGCUACGAGGAGGCCGCGCACCAUAAGUCGGAGCUGGAUGUCAUCAAGCGUGAGAAUGACCAGCUGCGGAAACGGGUAAGGGAGCUGGAAGGCACCUUGAAAAAGUACAAGGAGCUUGAUUCGUUGCCGGGGGGAACUGACUCAGGGUUAUCUGCGUCAGCGUCGUCGGAGGUGCGCUUGCUGAUUGAUUCAUGA
Messenger RNA from Penicillium riverlandense, 960 nucleotides. RefSeq lists its product as uncharacterized. The record is from RefSeq and is a predicted model, not a curated record. Lineage: Eukaryota; Fungi; Ascomycota; Eurotiomycetes; Eurotiales; Aspergillaceae. The transcript has 3 exons. Bases 1 to 960 code for a protein of 319 amino acids.